Scophthalmus maximus (turbot) is the source of this 5729-nucleotide messenger RNA. RefSeq names its product tumor protein p53 binding protein, 1 (gene tp53bp1). Gene Ontology annotation, molecular function: histone binding. The transcript has 28 exons. Gene Ontology annotation, biological process: positive regulation of transcription by RNA polymerase II; DNA damage checkpoint signaling. NCBI's taxonomy places the organism in Eukaryota, Metazoa, Chordata, Actinopteri, Pleuronectiformes, Scophthalmidae. Gene Ontology annotation, cellular component: nucleus. The coding region runs from base 419 to 5569 and encodes 1716 amino acids. The record is from RefSeq and is a predicted model, not a curated record.
GCUUCUGGCAACUUUUGCCGCGAACAGCCGAAUGGAGCCGAGUCGAGGCGAUUGUUGACGGGUUUGUUUUUUUUAACAGGAAAUAAAAACCGUCCGGAUGAAUCGAUAACUGCAUGAAUCGAUAACUGAACGAAUUGAUACCGUUGUGAUUUAACAACCCACCGGCUCCAGUCGCGUGGUGAACGUUGUUUCCGGGGCACAUCGCCUCCUCCGCGGGCGGCGACUCGCCGUGUUGUUGGGCGGGGCGUCAUCAGCUAGCCUGCUUUAGCUAACAUGCUACCACCGGGCAGCGACCGCCGGCAACAAUGACCCGGCCCCGGUCGACUCUCGUUUGGCCCCUUCGUCGUCUCACUGCUGCCGCCGCUUCCGCCUCUUGUGUCGCCAGCAGCAGCCCGACUCCUGCCCUCGGCGCGGCCCCAUGGAUCCCGGCGGAAGUGAACUGGACUCCAGCCUGCCUCAGCCCGAGAACCCGUGUCUGAUCGUGGAGGACUCGCAGCCGGACAGCGUCGCGCUGGAGGACGACCCCGAGAGCAGCUACCGAGCCCUGCUGGCCCGCCGCCUGUCCGACCUGCAGCCCGCCGCCCGCAGCCCGGUGCUGGAGCUGAUCUCCUCGCCUCUCGGAAGCAGAUGCUCUCAGACCGACAGCCAAUCAGAGAGCUCGCAGAGUAACAGUCAGGCCGAGCCCAUAGGUGUCCUCACGGCGACCAACACCAGCUCAGCGUUCCAGGAGGAGAGUCAGGUCAUAAACCUCUGUCCGCCUCCGGUCAAGAAGAAGAAGAGUGCACCGGAGGACGCGGACAUGGAUUCCGGAGCGGACUCCACUACACACUGCUGCAGCGCGACCGAUGAGGGAACCUCUCAGUUCGGGUUCCUCGAGCUCUCUCAGAGUCAAGAUCUGCGCGGUGGCGAGGCGGCGAACAGUCAGCAGGGGGAAACGGCCGCGCAGCCCGACAGCGAGAGACGCAGCAAAACAGCUGUUGGUGUUCUGAAAAGUCGAUUGAUUUCUACCUGCUCUUCGUCACCGUCAGAUCAGAACACGAGCUCCAGGACUUCAGCGAGUCAGGAGAACAAAUCCCUGAGAUCGGAGGUGAGCUCCAGCAGCUCGUUGGACUCUCCGGCUCCGUCGGGCAGGACGCUCAGUGUCCAGGCUCUGCUGCACUCGCAGGGCCUCCAGGCGUCCGGUGAGCAGGAGCAGCAGGACGGCGAGGUCCCGUCCUCGCAGGACGACCUGUUCGACACCGACAAGACGGGCGCUGCAGUCGACAGCACGGUGUCUGAGCCGGAGCAGCAGCAGCGUCAGCCGACCGCGACACCGUCCUGCACCCUGCGACUGCUGCACCUCUCUGGCCAGGGAACGCUGGCGCAGGACAGUCUGUCCCAGAGCUCCGUUGACUACGUUGCACCGACUCCAGACAACUUCAGCCACACGCCUUUAAUCGUUCCCAGCUCACCGACCGGACCGGAGAACGAACACGGUGCCGACGAACCGAUGGACACGUCGUUGCCCCCGGACGACGGAGCGGGAGAGAAGGAAGAGCAGCCAAUGGAAAUGGAGGCCGCCUCCAAGCCACACCCGUCCGCCUCGACGCCCGUGUCCCAGAAUCCCCCUGGUUUCGCGUUGGAGCGCACUUUCUCUUUACCCUCCCAACCAGAGUUCUCUCAUGACGUGUUUGUCCCGACACAGAGCCAGGAGACACUGCGACAGUCGGACAAGAAGUCGUCGUUGUCGACGGCGUCUCAACAGCCGGAGUCGGCUCCUCUCCUCACGUCGCCUCUCCAGCUCUCGGUGAACACGGAGCAGAUCGACGAGGACAGUCAGGCCACGCAGAUAGAGGAAGUGGAAGAGACGCCCGGUGUCGACGCCGGCGACUCUGUGACUUCCUGUCGCGGCGACGCCGUCGUCUCGCAAUCACGAGUCGACACCAGUUCGAAAGCCUCUGCUGAGUCACAAAAGUCUGAUGUGCACGAAAAGGCGGCGACUUCUUUGAAUGUAGUAAAUGUGAAUGUAACCGAGGUUAAGAGCGACACGUCGUCCUGCUCGCAGCCAAAGCUCGGUUCCCCUGGUCCGACUGUGAACAGCUGUGUGCAGGAGACGCCCUUGGAUGCGACGCCCGGCAGUCCGCCCUCGCAGUCCGUCAUCUCUCAGACAUCCGUCGUGGACGUGGCGAGGAGCUCCGAGGAUGUGAAGGGAGGGGGAACAACCGCGUCGCAGCAGUGUGGGGCGGUCGGUAACAGCCAGACGGACAACGUCAUGACGCAGGAGGAAGUGGUGGUGAUGGAGGAGGAAGAGGAGGAGGCGAGUGCAGGAGGAGGCGGGGCUUCGGGGAUUGAUCUAGUUCUGUCCCAGAGUGAGCUGUUGUCUCCUGAGCCCAUGGAGGAGGAGGAGGAAGACGGUGAAGAGCCGGCGGCGGACAGCGUCAUCGUGGUCACAGACAGCGAGCGAGACUCCCAGAUUCUGAAGAAGGACGUGACACCACCGGCAAAGAGCAACAGCUCUCAGCCAAUCAGAGGCGACGUUGCCGCCUCCACCAACGGCCACGAGUCCCAGGCAGAGAAGACGAAGAAGAAGGUGAACGCGGCUCCUGACGGGAUGGAGGCAGAAGGGCUGAAAGACAAGAGCCUCAGCGACAGCUCGGGAGAGAUUUCUUUCCACUUCACGCUUCCCAAAGAAGGCGAGCUGAUUGGUCCCGCCCCCGGCACCACGCCUCCUCUCAUCAACCAACUGAAGCAGAGGCUCAGACACAGCACGCCCAUCGAGAUCUCGCCCUUCUCAGAGAAGUCCGACCUGGUGGCUGACGUGUCCGCUGACGUGGCGAUGGCCGCCGGCGACAACAUCGUGUCCGGCGACGGCGCGUGCGAGGACGGGACGGAGCAGGGCGACGGGAAGCUGAGUCUGAGGAUGAAGCUGGUGACGCCGGUCGGCGAGGGAAGCUCGGAGACGUUCAGUCUGCAGAAGCCAGCACUGUCGGAGGAGGAUGGGUCUGUCGUCAAGGUUACCACCGUUUCCAAGGCUGUAACCAGCCCGUCGGUGUUCAGUCGAGUGCGGCAGGUGCACAGGCAGCGGGAGGCGGAGGGCGACAGUCAGCCGGCGGGCAACGCUUCACCCGUCAGGGGCGAGCUGUUCGCCUCGCCGCAGAGGAGCUCCCAGGCCUCGUCGCUGGGAUGCAACAGCCUCCCCAACAGCCAACCGGAGCCUUCGUCACAGGAAACACCGGCAGCAGCGCCGCCGCCGCCGCAGCAUCAGCAGAAAACCCCCUCGCCCGCCGAGGGGAGGCGAGCACCACCCGGGGUCUCCGAGCCCCCCACCCCAAACAGUGCAGACGUCCGGCAGAAGGUGGUUUCUCAGAACACCGUCAGCUCCAGUCCGUCCAACAAGCUCCGUCAGCGGACCGUCUCCCAGCAGACCAGCGGCCUGGAUGCAGCGGGGCUGCGCUCCCCCGCCGGCAGGGGUGAACCGGAGUCUCCGUCCUUCAGAAGAACCGCAGGCCCCUCCCACUGCAGACACGUGCGCACCGUCCAGGAAGUGCGGACGACGGUGACGCGGAUCAUCACGGACGUGUACUACGAGGACGGCAAAGAGGUGGAGCGCAAAGUCAGAGAGGAGAACGAGGAGCCCGUGGUCGACUGCCACGUGCUGGACAGCGACAUCUCGCCGUGCCGCACGGGCAGCAGCUCCAUGACCUCCGGCGACCUGGGCGACAUCAGCUCGCUGUCGUCCAAGGCGUCCAGCCUGCAGCACAGCUCGGGGGGGACCAGCAGCAGCACCGGCUUCACCAGGCCCGACUUCCUCAUGCCGUCCGGCCGCGGGGCCCGAUCCUUCAGCCCCCGUAGGGGAGGUGGGCAUCAACGGAGGGGUCACCGGGGUCACAGGGCGGGGUCAGUGAUCACGGUGGGGGACAGAGGCUACGGCGCCCUGGGGUCCCGCGGCUUCGUCCCGCUGACUCCCAGGGGAAGAGCCAGAAGGGGCCGGCCCCCGUCCCGCUACUCCCUGUCCAGGGGCGGCGGCUCGUUUCAGAGAAUCGGCGCUCAGCAACACUCGUCCUCGGAGGACGAGCCCUUCACCCGCAUGCUGCCCCCCCGCCUCCCCGCCAGCCCCACGGACGGCGAGCCGCCCAGCCGCUCUGACUCCCUCCGCUCGUCGCCGGAGGAGGGGGGGAGCGCGGCCGGCCGCAGCAGCUUCGUGGGCCUGCGCGUCGUGGCCAAGUGGUCGUCCAACGGCUACUUCUACUCGGGCCGCAUCGUCAAGGACGCCGGCGAGGGGAGCUUCCGCCUGCGCUUCGACGACGGAUACGAGUGCGAGGUGGAAGGGAAGGACAUCCUGCUGUGCGACCCCAUCCCCCUGGAGACGGAGGUCACCGCUCUGCUGGAGGACGAGUACUUCAGCAUAGGUGUUGUGCGCGGUCACAAGACCGAGGGCCAGGACCUGUUCUACAGUGUGGAGCGGGACGGCCAGCAGCAGUGGUACAACCGGACCUCGGUCAUCCUGUCCCUGGAGCAGGGGAACCGGCUGAGGGAGCAGCACAGCCUCGGGCCCUACGAGCCGGCCGCUCCGCUGGCCAAGGCCUCCGACAUCAGUCUGGACAACCUGGUGGAGGGGAAGAGGCGGCGCCGGGUGACCCUCGGCGGUCCCGACACGCCCAACCGCAGCUCCUCCAGCAGCCCUCGUACCCCCGGCCCGUCGGGCAAGAGGAAGCUGAGGACGACCUCAGAGGACGACCGGACGCCGGCCAAGCGAGGCCGCAGGGGUCCGGGCGCCAGAGCCGUUCAGCGGGUCGGCGCGUGCAACACCUCGGGCAGCGGCACCGACCUCCCGGGUCCGUCUGGCGACGCGGCGGACACUCACGGCCCGCUGCCCCAGAAUGCCUCUCUCUUCCUGGGCUUUGCCUUCAUGCUGACGGCCUCGUCGGAGAGCGACCGGCUGACCAACCUCCUCACCGCCGGCGACGACGACGAUGAUUACGUGCAGACGAGUCCGUACAACAAAGCGUACACGGAGUCGCAGCUGCAGGCGGGCGGAGGCUUCGUCCUGCCGGACUUCAACGAAGAACAGUGCAAGGCGGCCUAUCAGAGCCUGCUCAUCGCUGACCAGCACUGCCGCACCAGGAAGUACCUGCAGUGUUUGGCGAGCGGCGUUCCGUGCGUGUCGCACGUCUGGGUGCGCGACUGCUGCAAAGAGAACAAGCUGCUCAACUACAGGAACUACCUGCUGCCGGCCGGCGUGGGGCCGGACGCCGCCGUUGUGGAAUGGCACCCGCGCUGCAGCCCCUUCAAGGCCCUGCGGGUGCUGCUGGUGUUCGAGGAGCCGGUGGAGCUCUGGGCGCAGCUGGUCACGAUGGGCGGAGCCUCCUCGGUGCGACAGUUCCAGGGGGACAAGGACGGUUCAGACAUUCCGACGGGCAAGUACGACGUGGUGGUGACGGACCGCGCCUGUCCGCCGUUGGUGGAGAAGAGCGUGACGUCGCAGGACGUCCCGCUGGUGUCCCCCGAGUGGAUCAUCGAGAGCGUGAUUGGCGGCGAGCGCCUGGGCUUCCGCAGCAAGCCGCAGUAUCGCCACGACUACGCCUCGUAACUCCGACGCCACGUGUGCAAAAAAAACAAAAAAAAAAAAAACGCCUUUGGACCACGUUAAAUGUUCAACGUUCCUUCUGUCGCAUGCCUCCGCUGUACAUAACUUUACCCCCCGUCUGUUUUUAUGGGAUAAUAAAACUGUGACUCUGGUUUCAUUUUAA